Dichomitus squalens LYAD-421 SS1 is the source of this 753-nucleotide messenger RNA. RefSeq names its product HET-domain-containing protein. The transcript has a single exon. NCBI's taxonomy places the organism in Eukaryota, Fungi, Basidiomycota, Agaricomycetes, Polyporales, Polyporaceae. The record is from RefSeq and is a predicted model, not a curated record. The annotation marks the transcript as partial.
AUGUGGCUGCUCAACACGAAAACAGCAGAGCUCAAGUUCUUUCAUACUCCAUCCGACCUCCGAUACGCCAUCCUUUCCCACUGCUGGAGGGACCACGAACAGACUUUUCAAGAGCUCCAGACACUCCGCGCACAACAUUUUUCCCCUGAUGGCACCCCGCGAUCUCGCGUGUCAGCCAAGAUACGUCAGUGCUGCAUAUACGCUGAGCGCGCCGGCUUCGAGUGGGUAUGGGUCGAUACUUGCUGCAUCGACAAAACCAGCAGCGCGGAGCUAUCCGAAGCUAUCAACUCAAUGUAUGCGUGGUAUGCUCACGCAGCUGUCUGCUACGCCUUCCUCGACGACACGCGCGACAACGAGAACCCGUCUACCCCUCGCUCGUCGUUCCGCAAAAGCAGGUGGUGGACGCGCGGCUGGACGCUCCAGGAACUCAUCGCGCCCAAGGUUGUCAUUUUCCUGUCCAAGUCAUGGCGGUUCAUUGGCACGAAACAUUCGCUCGCUUCCCUUGUGGAGGAAAUAUCCGGCAUCGAUCGGGGGGUGCUCGUGCAUGAGCGAGCCCUCGACGACAUCAGCGUCGCGCGACGGAUGUCGUGGGCCGCACGCCGACACACGACGCGCGAGGAGGACCGCGCGUACUCGCUGAUGGGCAUCUUUGGGGUCAAUCUCCCCACCAUCUACGGCGAGGGGCCGCGCGCCUUCCUCCGCCUCCAGGAGGAGAUCCUGAAGCACAUUCCAGACCAGAGCAUCUUCGCGUGG